GGAAUACGCGUGUACGCGAUAAUUAAACCGUGAACGUAAUUAAUUUCAUAUGCAACGUGGCCUACGGUAACGUGCAUUACAUAUGUAUUUACAUGCGACUUCCUUCCGAAUGGUUGUAAACAAUUGAUUCUUUGCCGUGUCUUUCUGGCUUUCAUAAGUUGUCAAGUAUUGUACAGGUAAUCGUAUUAUCGACGGUGCCAGUGUAGUUACACUGUUUUAUCGAUGACACGUUCUUGUAAUUUGCUUCCGAGAUUACCCAUCGUUAGAAAUAUCUUAUCGCACCGUAGCGUUUCCCAAGGUUCGGUAAUUAAUGUUAAAAAUCAUUUAACGUAAUUAAAUCGCGGCGUUAUCUCCCAGCUCGUAAACAUUGUAUUAAAUGGGCUGUGAAAUCCGUAUGCAAUCGAAAGAUCAAUCGACGAUAUUCGUCGAACGGCCCGUAAUUCCUAUAUUAAAUCGCAAUAACGAACACCGUUCAUUUUUAUUGAGGCCAGCGCGCGUCGCGCGAAACCAGACCUUGAAUCAAAGUAUGACUGAUGCAACGCUUCGACCAACGCCAAUAAUAAAUGUCACCGCAUGGCCUGGUCUAACGCGAUUAGGAAGGGACGACCGAAAUCAGCUGACCGUAAACAAUUACCACUAAAAUUGUAGGAGUUUACGCAGGUUCAUCGGGAAUAAACCCAGUUUUCUAUUUCGCGCCCCGUGUAAUUAUUGUACAUACUAUUAUUCUUCUGUCGCAAGUAAAGGAUAACGACAACGGAACGCUUUUUCUCGUUUUUGCUUCGAGUCGUUUCGUACGCGAGAAUAUUUAUAAUAUUAUCCUCCCACAGUGGUCGCGUCUGUUUAGAACAGCGAACACAAUUCACGAGCGAAUUCCACGCGUCUGGCGUUCUCAACCGGAAACUCGAAAGGGAUACCAAAAAGUUCUUGGCUUUCCUCCAAUUCUCGAACGAAUAACAACGCCUUGUCUUUCUCUAAGCUAAGAGAUCACCCCUUCUCGGCGACGGACUCGAGUUUCGUUAGUUAUUCCAUCCGUGUACUUUCGUCCAUUCACCGAAUACGAUACGUCGGACAGUGUUUACAAAUCAUCUGAACUUUUAGAAAACUAUAAAACCGGUUUCGUAUAGGAGCAACUUAAUCAAGAGCCAGUUGUAAAUGACGGAGCAUUAUGAAUCGCCCGAGGUGAAGCCCUUAUUGACCAAGGAAGACAUUCGCGAAAGAUAUCAGGAUACGUCCCUAGUCAUAUUUAAAGAGCAACAGAAUAAGAAAGAAAUCGUGAAUUAUUUGACUUUCGGAACGAGCCGCAGGACUAUGGAGUAUAGCAGUUACGGAAAUCAACCUGUCAUCGUACGAAGACCGGCCGGAUCUUUAACGAUUCGCAACGAUGGCAUCGCUCGUUUCUCGGAAAUGUUAACAUCGAUGCAUCGGAAGCCUCGAGACAGUUGUACGAUAAGUUGAUUUACGAUUUAAUCGCCUCGUUUCGAUGCUAAAUUAAACGAUCGUAUUUUUAUUUUA
Messenger RNA from Ceratina calcarata, 1512 nucleotides. RefSeq lists its product as uncharacterized. NCBI's taxonomy places the organism in Eukaryota, Metazoa, Arthropoda, Insecta, Hymenoptera, Apidae. The transcript has 3 exons. The coding region runs from base 1153 to 1455 and encodes 100 amino acids. The record is from RefSeq and is a predicted model, not a curated record.